CUGAUCAUAAACAUUUUAUGAUAAAAUUACUAUGUACGUUUUGUAGCCAGCUGAUAAUUUGCUUAAUACUUGAAGACAACCGGUACGUGAUUAUUCUUAUUAGGUGGCAGCUCCAAUGUCUUGUGCUUUAGCAUCAUAGUGAAUAUAACCCACUGGUUUCUCAAUGAGGUACAGAGGUAGACAGCUCAUACCAUGGUGCCAUGGAACAUCAUGUCUCUACCGUUUCCACAUCACUGGCACGGUUAGAGGGACAGUGUCUUUCAGCAGGGCCUACAGCACACAACAACCGCCACCAUCUCCAAAAGAUGACGGAGCAGACAAACCUGUUGUUCCUAUUCAAGAGCGUGCCGUGGCUACAAUACAGAAUUUGACUGACUUGGGGAAGCAGUGGGGACAGAAGUCUGUGAGCACUGCCUCAAACACAGUUAACUACUGGUGGGAGAGGUACGAGGAGUUUGUCGGCCUGAAUGAAGUCAGAAAUGCUCAGUCUCAAGUCACAGAGGCAGAGAGGGCCUUCAUGGUGGCCAGAGGCAUGGUGCGUGAGGCCCAUGGCAGCCUGGAGGCCCUACAGGUCAGGCUGAAGGAGGUGAGAGAUCGACUGGAUCGGGUCUCACGAGAGGAGGCCCACUACCUGGAGCUGGCCACACUGGAGCACAAGCUGCUGCAGGAGGAGCGUCGCCUGCGGACAGCCUACGAGAAUGCAGAGGGUGCAGAACGAGAGAAGUUUGCCUUAUUCUCAGCUGGUGUGCGUGAGAGCCACGAAAAAGAGCGGACUCGGGCGGAGCGCACAAAGAACUGGUCUGUGAUAGGCUCAGUGCUCGGAGCUUUGAUAGGGGUCAUGGGGUCAACCUAUAUCAACAGAGUACGCCUACAGGAGCUGAAGACCUUACUACUGGAGGCUCAGAAAGGACCUGUUAGUCUACAGGAGGCUAUUAAAGUCCAGGCCGGUAUGCAUAAGUCUCAACAACAGGAGCUGAGAGGCCUUAUAGACACUCUGAGGGUUACUCUUCACCAUAGAGCAGCUCAGGUGAUAGCUGAGACAGAUGUGAAGAAGCCAGUGGCUGUUCGGGUUCCGGAACCCAUCGUGGUUCCACCCCAGCCUUCUCUGGGUGCCACCGAGGUAGUUCUGAAAGAGAUAUUGCUCUAUAGUCAGAAAGCACAGAGUCUUAUAGAAGUCAUCCAGCCACAGCUAGGUCAGCUUGAACAGAGUGUUGGGAAGGUGGAAUCAGAACUUCUGGCUGUUCAAAACUUGAUUGAGACUUAUCAUAGGGAAGAAAAGCCGUCAGUAGUUAUAAGUCAGCAAGAUUCCCAGAUGUUUGUUUGCGACACUAAGAGCGUCAUGCAAGGUCUUGACCAGACGGAGAGAAGACUUGAGGCCUCAAUAAGCCAGACUACCAUGUACAACACUGUUCUGGCUUACGGUGCGCUUGCUGUCACUGUUCCUGCACUGUAUAUCCUCUUUAGAGGUGUUUGACUAAUGUUAUGUACUGUAAGAGUGAUAUUCAUCUUACAGGGUCCAUCUUGAUUUACAAUGAAAUAAUUACAAAUUAAUGUUGUGAUUGCUGUUUGUUUUUACUACAGGCAAAAUGAACCAUGCACUGAUGUUAAAUCAUUACUGUAUAUAUUGAGUGUGAAGCUAAAAUAAUUUGAGUGCUGUAUCUAGAUAAAAAGCAAAUGUAAUACAUUGUAAAAUAUUUGAAUUAAGAGUACUGUCUAUUAAAAUUUAAU
Salvelinus namaycush (lake trout) is the source of this 1728-nucleotide messenger RNA. RefSeq names its product coiled-coil domain containing 51 (gene ccdc51). The transcript has 4 exons. Lineage: Eukaryota; Metazoa; Chordata; Actinopteri; Salmoniformes; Salmonidae. Bases 164 to 1474 code for a protein of 436 amino acids. The record is from RefSeq and is a predicted model, not a curated record.